GCCCCGGCGCCCGCCCGCAGCCCUGCCCCUGGACACCGGAUAGGGCCCCGCGCACCGAGCCCCGGGCCACGGCAUGGACCGCGGCGCGCUCGUCCUGGCCUCCGCCCUGCUGCUGGCCGCCUGCAGCGGUGGCCCCACAGGUCUUGCAGAGAAUGUCCACUGUGACUUGCAGCCUGUGGACCCCGACAGAGGCGAGGUGACGUACAUCACCAGCCAGGUGUCAGAGGGCUGCGUGGCUCAGGCUCCCAACGCCGCCCUGGAAGUCCAUGUCCUCUUCUUGAAGUUCCUAAACGCCGUGUCACAGCUGGAGCUGAUCCUCCAGGCCUCCAAGUCAAACAGCAUUCACCCCCGAGAGGUGCUUCUGGUCCUUGUCACAAACACCAGCGUCCUCCUGCAGCUCAAGGCCCCGGGAAUCCCACUCCAUCUGGCCUAUGACGCCAACCUGGUCAUCUUUCAAGAGCCCCCAGAAGUCAAUGUCACUGAGAUGCCACCAUUUACCUUCAACACCAAGAUCCUUGACUGGGCAGCGACCAAGGGCCACCUGGUCUCCGUGGCCUCCCUGGACGACCCCAGCAGCAUCCUCCUCCGCCUGGGCCAAGCAGCCCCGAGGUCACCGUACUGCCUGCCAAAAGCCCAGCAGGACAUGGGCCGCACGCUUGAAUGGCGGCCGCAGGGCCCCAUGACUGUCUGGGGCUGCCGCUUGGAAGGCGUGGCCGGUCAUAAGGAGGCGCACAUCCUGCGGGUCCAGUCGAAGCCAGAUGCUGAGCCCCGGACAGUGACCUUGAAGGUGGAACUGAGCUGCACGGCCGGGGACCCUGAUGCCGUGCUCAUCCUGCAGACUCCACCCAACGUGUUUUGGGUCAUCGAUGCCAACCACAAUGUGCAGGUCUGGGCCACUGGCGGAUACUCCUACAAGAUUUUCCCUGAGAAGCACUUUCUUGGCUCUGAGCUCCCAGAGACCACACAAGGCCUGCUGGGCAAGGCCCGCAUGCUCAACGCCAGCGUGGUGGCCUCCUUUGUGGAGCUCCCUCUAGCCAGCGACAUCUCCCUGCGGGCCAGCUGCGGAGGUGGGCUCCAGACCUCGCCUGCACCCAUCCCCACUACCCCGCCCGAGGAGAACUGCAGCCCGCACCUGCUCCUGUCCAUGGUCCAGCCCACUUGCGCCAAUGGUAUCAUGACGCUGGCCCUCAACAAAGCCCACGUGAAGGCUCUGCAGUGCCACAUCACCAGCCUGACCUUCUGGGACCCCACGUGCCGGGCCGAGGACGGUGGUGAGCAGCUUGUCCUGCGCAGCAACUACUCGAGCUGUGGCAUGAAAAUGACACCACACGUGGUCAGCAAUGGGGUGGUCAUCAGUAUCCUGUCGGACUCCUCGCCACUGAGGCAAGACAUUAACUGCUUCCAUACGGACGGCCUCACCUUCCAGCUGGGCCUCUACCUCAGCUCAAGCUUCCUACAGGCCUCCAGCACCAUGGAGCUGGGGCAGCAGGGCUUUGUGCAGGUGACUGUGACCCCAUCCAUUCCUGACAUCACAUUCCUGCUAGAAAGCUGUCACCUGGACUUGGGGCCUGAGGUGGACACUGUGGAACUCAUCCAGGCCCAGGCAGCCAAGAGCAGCUGUGUGAGCCUGCUGCCCCCCGGCCCUGAUGGUGCCCCACGCUUCAGCUUCCUCCUCCGUGUCUACAGGGGGCCCAUGCCCACAGCCGGCACCCUCAACUGCACUGUGACCCUGACAGCCAAGAACUUGCCCCAGGAAGUGAAAAGGACCGUUUCCAUGCGCGUGAACAUUGUCAGCUCUGACCUGUCUGGUAAAGGCCUCGUCCUGCCCGCUGUGCUGGGCAUCACCUUCGGCGCCUUCCUCAUCGGGGCCCUGCUCACCGCUGCCCUGUGGUUCAUCUACUCACACACGCGUCCCCCCAGCAAACGGGAACCCGUGGUGGCGGUGGCUGCCCCGGCCUCCUCCGAGAGCAGCAGCACCAACCACAGCAUUGGGAGCACCCAGAGCACCCCCUGCUCCACCAGCAGCAUGGCAUAGCACCUGGGCCAGAGCCUCCAGGGCCCCAGCCAGCCCUCACCGGGCAGGAGAUGCUGUGCAGUGUCAGCUGGGACCCACUGGCCAGGAGCUUGCCCCAGGACCCCAGUGCCUCGAUACCACCCCAGAUGGAACACACCCUGCGCACCCACCCCUCCUGCCUGCCUCUGAGAGGCCAGCUGCCAACAGGGGCACCAGCCUGGAACAACUUGGGGGUCCCCCACCCCACUGCACAGAAUCUCUAAACCCAGGGCUUCUAGGACCCAGCUGCCCAGGACCACACAGAGACCCCACUGCCCUGUGCGUUCACCUAGCUGUGGACCCUCGAGGCCCUGCCCUUUGAACCCAGACCCGGUGCUGAGGAGCCAUACCAGCUGGGAGAUGUGAACUCCAGUAGGACUCAGCUGCUGUCACCAUCUGGGAAGACAAAGGCCCAGCCCAGAGCCAGCUGGACCUGAUCCCUGCAAUCUCCAUUGGCAUGACUUUGAUGGAGAAAUGGGUGCCCAGCCUGGGAGCCCCGAGGGCGAUGUGGAGACCCCUUUCUGGCCAGCUGGAGGAGAGCGGCCAGGCCUCCUCGUCCUGGGCCCACCCCUUUAUAUGCAUCGUCAAUAAAUCAGACAUGAAACCAGG
Messenger RNA from Cavia porcellus (domestic guinea pig), 2662 nucleotides. It is a transcript of the gene Eng, whose product is annotated as endoglin. Gene Ontology annotation, cellular component: cell surface. The transcript is spliced from 15 exons. Gene Ontology annotation, molecular function: glycosaminoglycan binding; transforming growth factor beta receptor activity; transforming growth factor beta binding. Bases 74 to 2035 code for a protein of 653 amino acids. The record is from RefSeq and is a predicted model, not a curated record. NCBI's taxonomy places the organism in Eukaryota, Metazoa, Chordata, Mammalia, Rodentia, Caviidae. Gene Ontology annotation, biological process: transforming growth factor beta receptor signaling pathway; cell migration; vasculogenesis.